Messenger RNA from Helobdella robusta, 393 nucleotides. RefSeq lists its product as hypothetical. The transcript has a single exon. The coding region runs from base 1 to 393 and encodes 130 amino acids. Lineage: Eukaryota; Metazoa; Annelida; Clitellata; Rhynchobdellida; Glossiphoniidae. The record is from RefSeq and is a predicted model, not a curated record.
AUGUUCAAAACACUGAGAGUUACAAAUAAAAAAUCAAACCAUGAAAAUGACUGCUCCAGUUUACCCUCUUCGCCACGGCUGCCAACCUCCGCUUCAGCAUCCGACACUGAUCCGUCGUCUACGUCAACAGAAUCAACUGAUGUCGAUACAUCUGAAUCAUUGCUUCCGGGAGUCAAAUUGCCAAGAACAGAGGCAGAAUGGACCGAAGCCAACGACUACUUUCGAAUCCAUCGAAGCGAUUUCUCAGAUUUCGGCAACUUGAACGACGACACGAUCAAAUUUCAAAAUUUUAUCUACAAUUAUUUCGCCACAAAUUAUGGUAUAAUUGAAUCCCCAUCCACCAUGAAAGGAAAUAAUUUGAAUAAAUCAAUUAAAAUUAAAAAAAAAAGUUAA